GAAGCGGGCAGGCAGUCUGUCGUAACCGCGACUCGAACCGUCUGCCACACAACGCCUCUCCUCCUACCUUCCUCUCCCCCCAAACCUAAACCCAUUCCCAUCGAUCUCUAUCGCGAUGGCAUCCACGAAAUCCUUUCGCCACCUGCUUCUUCUCCUCGCCGUCGCCCACCUCUCCCUCUUCCGCCGAGUCAUCGCCGCCGCCCGACGCCUGCUCUCCUUCGUCUCCCUGCGCGAGUUGUUGCUCCACCUCUCCUUCCUCCGCUGCGCUCUCCGACCUGUCACGCUCGACCUCGGCCACGCGUCGCUGCACAUCUGGGGCCCCAACCCCCGCCGCGCCAGCCGGAAGCCUGCCCUCCUCCUCAUUCACGGCUUCGGCGGCAACUCAAGUGGCAAUGGGAGCGCCAGAUCGGGGCCCUAUCCCGCUCCUUCGAUCUCUAUAUCCCGGACCUCCUCUUCUUUGGCAGAUCCUGUUCCUUCUGCACCGAUCGUUCCGUGGGCUACCAGGCGUGGUGCAGACUUCGAGGAGUUCGAUGUUGAAUCGGAAGAGGAGUACAAAGACGAAGAGGUUGAUGUCAAGCCAUUUGAUUUUGGGUCCAGAGCGUCCUUUGCUCAAGAAAAAGGAAAGGAAUGGCUAGAUUACGAGGAGCAGUAGGAACGGCAAGUGUGUGUGUGGUAGUGGCAUGGUGGAAGAAAAAAAAACUGCUUUAUGUUUAUAUGUUUUAAGUUUGCAUAUGAACCAUGUGUUGUCAUUAUGCUUUGAUGGUACUUGCACUGGUAUGGAUAGUAUGCACUUAUGUUCUCCUUAUUUCAUGUUAGUAUGAUGAUGAUAUCAUGAAUCA
Molecule: messenger RNA, 839 nt
Organism: Zingiber officinale
Lineage: Eukaryota; Viridiplantae; Streptophyta; Magnoliopsida; Zingiberales; Zingiberaceae
Exons: 2
Coding region: 116-652 (178 amino acids)
Source: RefSeq, a predicted model, not a curated record